This is a messenger RNA of Ananas comosus (pineapple), 485 nucleotides long. RefSeq lists its product as uncharacterized. The record is from RefSeq and is a predicted model, not a curated record. The transcript has 2 exons. Bases 81 to 311 code for a protein of 76 amino acids. NCBI's taxonomy places the organism in Eukaryota, Viridiplantae, Streptophyta, Magnoliopsida, Poales, Bromeliaceae.
GCAAAUCUCUUGGCAGCAGCAGCCGGAAAUUAAGCGGAGAGUGCUGACAGGAAGCGCGAGAGAGAGAGAGGGUGAAGGACAUGGAGUUAGGGACGGCAGCACAGAUGGCCGUUCCCGUCAUAGGAAUCGUUGCCGCCGCCGCCGCAACCUUCUACGCUGUCAGUUUCUUGGAGAUCCGAGAGAAAUCUUUCAAGGAGUUAGACGAGUCAUCGGAAUCGGCAUCGAGUGGGUCUGAGUUUAUAAGGUCUUCUGCAAGCUCGAGAAAGCGCAGAGCCAUGAAGAAAGCCGAGAAAGAAGCAAAAAGGUCUUAGUGAGAGCUAUCUUCAUUUUUCUGAUGAUUAUAACCUGUAUCACUCUCUGUGUUCUUACAUAAGACAUGUUUGUUUGAAAAUAAAGUCGUUUUCGGCUGUAAAAUAUUAACUUAUGUUAUUUUAUUCAUUGUAAAUUAAAUUCGCGCAUAACUUUACUUUUUUAAAGUAUUGUAA